Molecule: messenger RNA, 1151 nt
Organism: Paralichthys olivaceus (Japanese flounder)
Lineage: Eukaryota; Metazoa; Chordata; Actinopteri; Pleuronectiformes; Paralichthyidae
Gene: nsa2
Product: NSA2 ribosome biogenesis homolog (S. cerevisiae)
Biological process (GO): maturation of 5.8S rRNA; maturation of LSU-rRNA
Cellular component (GO): preribosome, large subunit precursor; nucleolus
Source: RefSeq, a predicted model, not a curated record
UCUGCGGACAGGGCGCUGCGUCAGAGUGACGUACUUCCUUUAAGUUUGGGCUCCGGGGAAAACAACACCUAAAGAACCCGAGCCAAAGAAAGAAAACACCGAACAACCUGCGUCCGUGUCGACUGCGACCACCCGCGACCCCUCCACUGUAACACUCGACCCCUCCGCGACACAAUGCCACAGAACGAGCACAUCGAGUUGCACCGCAAGCGGCAUGGCUACCGCCUGGACCACCAUGAAAAGAAGAGGAAGAAGGAGAGCCGUGAGGCGCACGAGCGGUCGCACAAAGCCAGAAAGUUGAUUGGAUUGAAGGCCAAACUGUACCACAAACAGAGACACUCAGAGAAGAUCCAGAUGAAGAAGACCAUCAAAAUGCAUGAACAGAGGAGGACUAAACAAAAGAACGAUGAUAAGACGCCAGAGGGAGCAGUGCCAGCCUACCUUUUGGACAGAGAGGGACAGUCCCGCGCUAAGGUUCUGUCCAACAUGAUCAAACAGAAGAGGAAAGAGAAGGCUGGCAAAUGGGAGGUGCCUCUGCCAAAAGUACGCGCCCAGGGCGAGACAGAAGUGCUGAAAGUCAUCAAAACUGGAAAGAGACAAAAGAAAGCCUGGAAGAGAAUGGUCACAAAAGUUUGCUUUGUCGGCGAUGGCUUCACUCGCAAACCUCCAAAAUACGAGCGUUUCAUCAGACCCAUGGGUUUGCGUUUUAAGAAGGCUCAUGUCACACAUCCGGAGCUGAAGGCCACGUUCUGUCUCCCCAUCCUCGGAGUGAAGAAGAACCCCUCCUCACCCCUCUACACCUCCCUGGGAGUUAUCACAAAAGGAACAGUCAUAGAGGUCAAUGUCAGUGAGCUGGGGCUGGUUACACAAGGUGGAAAAGUUAUCUGGGGUAAAUAUGCGCAGGUGACGAAUAACCCAGAAAACGACGGCUGCAUUAAUGCAGUUUUGCUGGUAUAAGACUCUCUAACCAGACUGUGCCUGGUGACUCACAUUUACACAAAGAACACAAAGACGCAACAAGUCAGGAGCUUCACAUGAACGGACCAUCAGGAAGAUCGUGGAUGCAAAUCAGUUUUUGGACGCUCAGAGGAAAAGAAAAGGAGUUAAUAUCUGUGUUGCAUUUGAUAUAAAUAAAGUUAAUGACGACAGAU